Drosophila bipectinata is the source of this 1863-nucleotide messenger RNA. RefSeq names its product integrator complex subunit 14 (gene IntS14). Gene Ontology annotation, biological process: snRNA 3'-end processing. Gene Ontology annotation, cellular component: integrator complex. The record is from RefSeq and is a predicted model, not a curated record. NCBI's taxonomy places the organism in Eukaryota, Metazoa, Arthropoda, Insecta, Diptera, Drosophilidae.
CUUCACCUGGAAUGCAAGAAGAAGAUUUGUAAACAAAAGACCAACCUACCGGAUUGCAGAAAACAUAAUACAUUGUAAAUUCGUUUUAUUACUGAAAUUAAGAUGCCGACGCUUAUAGCCCUGGAUGCAUCGCUGUCGAUGCUGCGUCCAGUUCCAGGAAGAAAUGAUCACACCUACCUAUCGCUGGCCGUCAAGGGAAUCCAGCAUUUACUGGACAAUCUCACAGCCGCCGGGAAGCUGGAGCACCUUGCUUUGCUUUCGUACACAACCACAACGGAAUUAAAGGUGGACUUUACCAGGGACUACGAUCAGAUCCGGCAGGCUAUCAAGAAGGUGGAGCCAGUGGACAAAGCCUGCCUGCUGACCAUGCUCAAGACCUCCGUCUCCAUAAUGUCCACCUGGGGCGGAGCCCAAAACAUUCUCCAGCUGGUUGUGUUUACAGACUGCGGGCUUGGGUUUGGGAGCACCUCGAUAUCUCAUUUCCUGGAUACCACCUUUCCAGACAAGGAGGAUGAGCCGGAGUUUGCCUGGCUGACAACCUUGGCCAAUUAUAAUCUGAACUUUAUUUGUCUCGGUCUACAUGGCGAUUCCUACUUUACCAGGGGAUUAUCGGUUUACCAGCAGCUAUUGGACAAAGCGAGUUUAAAGGGUCAGUUGUUCAUGCCAAAACCAACGAAGCCCACUGAUACCACUGACGGAACAUCGAAUCCCAUUUCGAACUCGAGCCACAAAAGCGAACUAGGUCGAACUGUUGUCUUCGAGCUGAUUGAACGCCUAUGUGAAGCCAGCUACAAGUCCACGGAGGUGAUUCUCAAGUGUGGUAGCUAUUUCCGUAUGGAGGCGCCUGUGCUGCUCUGGCCACCCACGUCUCCAUAUGAAGAACCUUCUCCUAUGUUUGGCCGAGAUCCCACAAUACGACACAUCGACCAAAAGAUUGAGAUAUGCGGAUUUUUGGCCCUUUCUGACAUUGGUUCACCAGCAACAUUGAGUCGUCAUUGGGUUUUGCCGAAGGUGGAGCGCGAAAAGGGCGGAAGUCGUCGGUCUGGAGGUGGAGGUGCAACAGCAAAGCUACCAAAGCUGACUCUGGACACUAACAAUCCCAACUAUGAACUGGAGAAGUUGGAAGCCGAUAUACGCGACUUUUACGCUAAGGAUCCAAAGGACACGGAAGAAAGUGGCGAUGAUGCUGAUGUCACCAUUGUGGUGAAACAUUCUUCUGCUCCUCAGACAGAGCAGCAAAAGGAGAACCUCUGCGUCUUGCUUCAUGGGGCUCUCAAACUGGAAAACAUGGCCGCUUUGGUGCUGGUGGGUGAGAAGUGGUAUGGAUUCAUCUAUGCCUUUACUGACGGCAAGAAAAAGUCAAAUCUUAUGUUGAAUGUGCUUCCACCCGGAACGAAUGUCAUACCUUGGAUUGGAGAUCUGGAACUACUCGGAUUCGCCGAGGAUCUAGCGCCAGGAGAGACUGCCAGUUUUCCUGUGCGAGCUGAUCGGCGAUCCUAUUCCCAGAGUAGUGUUGUUUGGAUCCGGCAAGCCAGCCUGCAGUCGGAUGUGCAGAAGGUUCUACGACAUGCCAAAAAAAUGCCCGACAAAACACAGCACUUCUACAAGGAGCUCAAUCGAAUCAGGCGAGCUGCUCUCGCCCUGGGAUUCGUAGAAUUGUUGGAGGCACUGGCUAUGCUGCUAGAGAAGGAAUGUGCACAUCUCACCAUGAAUGGGGCUAGCAGUGAGUGCACCUUGCAGCUGCAACACGCUGCCACAGAGCUUCGGAAGACUUCGAAUAGAGAUAUUAAGUCCACAAUUGUUCCUUUACAGAAGGGAGCACCCGAUGCGGGAACCGCCCCUGGCCCUGGAUAUAUGUAUUAA